GUACACUGUAGUUUUUGCGUCUAAAAUACUGGCAAAAAAACCAUGCUAUCAGGACUAAAGAGCAAAAAUUUACUGACUUCUUUAAGAGUAAGCUAAAUUUCUGAAGUUAUUUGAUCUUAGUUUACUUUUGCCCUUAAUAAUUACGUAAAUAUCUUUGUGUUUGUAGUUGUCUGGGUUAGCGAGGAGCGCCUUGAGAACUACUGGGAGUCGGGCUUUCCACUUUAAAGUCGAGGGAAGACGAUCUCAAGAUGGAACAUCGAAGAGUCAGGUUAGAUGUUGCUUUUUGCUUUUUUCUUUUUUCUUACCCCAUUCUAAAUACAUGGUAAACUAUGUCCGAAAAAUGCGUUACCUGACGUUGUUGUUAUGCAAUACCUUUGGGUGUAUUAUUGGACGUGCAGUCUGGCAUGGACCUCUCGGAAGCUGUUUUUUGCAACUUGAUGACUCAAAAAACCUUCUUAUUAAAACUUUGUCAUUUCAUAUGAUUGUUCUUGGUGUUGUAGAUUUUAAACAAAAUGACUUUUUCCCGUGUGAAAUUUGUGGAAUUGCGUGACUGAGGGCCUCAAUACUCUCAAAGCUACAUUUUGUAAGCCAAUUUUUGUUUCACUUCAAAAUUUAAUGUGUGUCUGAGUUGACUCAGGGCUAUCUCUGAAGCUCUUCUUGUAAUAGGUUGUGAAGACUCAAAAUUGAAAGUCCAAGGAACACAGUUUCACUGCAAAUAAGUGUUGAAGGCUUGAAAAAUUGAUUGAUUUUUUUUUAUGUAGGUUAUUUCAGUAGUUGUUGGUUUUGACAUGCAAGAAUACUGGACCAUUACACUUUAUGUUUUCUUUGUCUCUAGUUGUCAAGAGAAUACCCUGUGAUUGAUCACAGCUAUGAUGCCGUGGUUGUUGGAGCAGGUGGCGCUGGAUUGCGUGCAGCAUUUGGUCUUGCUCAUGAAGGUUUCAAGACAGCUUGUAUCACUAAACUGUUUCCUACAAGGUCCCAUACGGUCGCAGCACAGGUAUGUAAAAUUUAUGUAUAAGACAUUUAUUUUUUUUAGCUGAUUAACCCUUUAAGUCUCAAUAUCCACAUGCAAAUUCUCCAGACUGAUCUCUAUAAAUCUCCUUAAAUAAUAAAUUGAGAGAAUUUGAUAAAAGACCAAAGCAUUUACCUUUGUUGUUCAUUUGUUUAUUUCUCGUAACCUUUUCUCUUUUUUGUACUUCAAUAUUAUUAUUAGAAAAAUUGACAUUGAUCACUCUUGCAAAUUGUUCAUUAGGCAUCGAAGAUCAGAGAAUUCCCGUUAACUGCAUAAAAUUCUUCGGCAAAUGUUCUGUAGCCUAUGACUAUUUUUUAUUCCGACAUGGAGCCUCUCUCAAACUAUUCAUCUGUAAUGUUACACCUUUCUCAUGCUACUAGAAUUCUUAGUGAAAACCCAGCUCUUGGGACUUAGAGGGAUAAGUCUGUAAAUUAAAUUUGCGUUUUCAGCGGGGAUGAAAUGCUUGUAUUCUUAAUACAUUAUAUUCUAACAUUAUUGUUUUUGUGUUUUUUCCACAGGGAGGAAUUAAUGCAGCACUGGGAAACAUGGAACCAGAUAAUUGGCGUUGGCACAUGUAAGUAGCUGUUACUGUGCUGUAGAGGAAGUAAGUUCCAGAUUCUUGAUUAUAUAAGCAUUCAAAAUGUAUGCAGCUGGAGUUUGAGCCAUUACUGCCAAGGGGUAUUUUAAAAAUGUCGAAGAACAAGUCAUUCGACGUCAGAGCAAAGUUUGGAGCAAUUUAUAGUGCUUCUAAAACUGAAAAGUACCUUUUAAAGAAUAGCACGAUAGGCAAUCGGCUUUUGUUUUAAGAAUUAGCAAACGUUGAAUUUACUAGUCCUGAAAAUUCAAAGUGGUGACUCCUUCUUCCUGAUAGUAAUUUAUUUUUGAAAUUCCAAAACAAUUUCACAGCUGAAUUUUGAGCGACUUUUAGUUACGGACUUCUGCUCCAACGAUUUUUCUGAAAUUCCUCUGGCUUAUUAAAUUUAUUAUAUCAAUUAAAGCCAAUACCAGAAAUUUCAGUAAAAAAUAUCAGCAAAAUUUUUUACUAGACGCAAUUUUCUUUGAACAGUAGGGUCCUUUUAAGCGCUAAUUUCUCAAGAAAUAUUUACCAUCAAUGAAAUUGGAAUAUUGUGUAUUAUUGCCCAAUGAUAUCUGUUGUUCUUUGCAAAGUUUCGUGGCCAUCGCGUUAAAAACCAGAAAGUUAUGACGGAAAAUUUGUCACAGCAAAAUGCUCUAGUAUUAAUUACGGAGCCACCUUAACGCUUCAGUAAGCCACUCUAGGGAUAAUGUAACAAAAAUUUGAAUAAAAAGUGUUAACCGAAGACUGAACAUAAUCAGCUGAAUAAUGGACAUCCAUUUCCUUGGCCAACUAAGUUGGCCAAGUAAGUUAACCUAUAUGUUAGCAUCAAGUCUUGAUGCUAACAUAUAGGUUUUCUUGGAAUAUAAAGCAACCAUAAUUAUUACAAUAUUAUUAUUUUAUCAGAAUUGGUUUGGUAGAGUGGUCUUAACUGUAUGUACUAGGUGACUGUUUUGAAUUUGCUGUUUAUACUUUCCACCCAAAAACGUUUGUCUUUACUGGCUGAUUGUUAAAGGUAUGACACUGUGAAGGGCAGUGAUUGGCUUGGAGAUCAAGAUGCCAUUCAUUAUAUGACAGAGGAAGCUCCCAAGGCAGUUAUUGAGGUUUGAAAUCAUCACUUCAGCUUGUUUAGUAUUCUAGAUCUAAGGCAAUUACAAUGCAUGUAUUUUUACUCUGGUUGUAUGGCCAAAUUGUAUAGCCAGGUAACAUUGAACCUGCUGCAAAAGGUAGCAAUGGUAAUCAUGCAGUUGAGUGGCAUUUGCUUUUGGCACUGUCACACUCAAAAGACAUGUAUUCAGUAGUAAGACUUGCCAUUUGUUUAUUUCGUCAUGAAGCAAGGUCGAAAGCCUUGCAGAUAGAGGUUUGUCCAAAAUUUACCUUUUGUUUGGAUCAUGGAUGGAUCACUGGGGGUGAAGUGAACACCAUUUUCCUUUAUUUCUAACAGUUUGGCUAGCAACAAAUCCACUACUAAACAAGUUUAGCUCAGUUGUUAUUGCGGCUGUUUUAUAGGUUGAAAGAAAUACUUUUAGUGAUCAAUGUGUGGCAAUUUCUAUUUGAACAACAAGAUUAGGUUUCUAAGUAAUAGCAUUGUCUGAAGAAAUUGAUUGCACCUUAUACUGUAACUAAAAAUAGGCCUUUUCAUGUUGAUUUUAUACAGCUUGAAAAUUAUGGAAUGCCAUUUAGUCGCACAGAAAAGGGCCAAAUAUAUCAGCGAGCAUUUGGUGGACAGAGUUAUGAUUACGGUAAAGGAGGCCAGGCUCACAGGUGCUGUGCUGUUGCCGACAGAACAGGUCACUCUCUUCUUCAUACUCUGUAUGGACAGGUUAGUUUAUUACCAUACUUCAGCAUGUUAAAAGGUAAAGUGCAAGCAUAAGGCAUAUUAACAGGCUCUCUGUUUUCUUGUUUCUUUAAGGCUUAAAAGCUCUCAUUUCUUGAAUUUCCUAGCAAAAACUGCACACAAUGUUUGUUUGGGCUAUUUCCACGUUCUUAAGAGUAGCAGAAACUUCCCGUGCUUCAAAUUAAAGUUCUCUUUUCCUUGUCUUAGUCAUUAAGUUACAACACAGAAUACUUUGUGGAAUACUUUGCACUGGACCUGCUGAUGGACAAAGGAACUUGUGUUGGUGUGAUUGCCUUGUGUCUUGAAGAUGGAUCGCUUCACCGAUUCAAGGCUAAGAACACUGUCAUAGCAACAGGGUAAGACAAGAAAGUCUUUGUGAUUUAAGUGUUCAGCUGUAGGUGAAUUCAUUGAACCCAUCACCAAUAGAUGAACUUGGACAUUGUUGCUUACAAGGUUGGUGGAGCGCAGGUAGUGCUCUAGCAUAAGGAAGGAGGCAUCCAUGGCAACCCGUUAAGUUGCCCCCACCAGGCAACAGGCACCAUCACACUGAACUGUUCAGUGGAAUUGUAUACUUACAGACUAAUACAUGUCAAUCCCUCACAUAAAGAAGACGGGAGGGUAGGGAGAAAAAUAGCACUAAAAUGGCAAGCAAGUGAUGCUGCAAAAGUGGCAUUACUAGAAUUGCAAGCAAGUGACUAUGAUAAGAGUCACAAGAUGGCCCCAGUAAGGGGAAAAUGCCACUCUGUGUAACAAAAGUAAGUAAACUGCUGGCUAGCAUUGAUUCAAGGUUAACUUUACCUAAGUUAUAUUUAGCCACAUUAAAACAAUUCUUAGUUCCUGUACGUUUUUCUAUCCUCUCAAUUGCAUCAAUUCUCUUCUUGUCUUUUCAGUGGUUAUGGUCGUGCCUAUUUCUCUUGUACAUCGGCACAUACCUGUACUGGGGAUGGAACGGCCAUGGUCGCAAGAGCCGGGCUGCCAAACGAAGAUAUGGAAUUUGUGCAGUUUCAUCCGACAGGUACAACUAAAAUUUCCCAAUAAAAAUAUUCUAGGUGCAUUUUAAUCUUCUGUACUUCAUUCUCAAGAUGAUGUUUUAAUCAUAAUUCAGUUUGAGAAGAUUUCACCCAGUCCCUGCUUCAUCGCCAUUAUGAAGUAUCAAUAGUGUUUAUUGUUGUCGAAAACAGUUUUAGUGGGAAAAUUUGAUUAAAAGAAUGUCAGCAAACUUACAGUCAUAAUGAAAGCUUAAGAAAAGAUUAAAAUGUUAUUCUGCUUAAAUAAACGUAGGAAUUUACGGAGCUGGAUGCCUCAUUACUGAAGGAAGCAGAGGUGAAGGAGGAUAUUUAAUCAACAGUGAGGUAAAAAAACUAGGACUGGUUUUUCUUGUAUUUUUGUAGAAUAGUAACGGGCAGCUGGAAUAUUAAAUGUGGAGUUCAAUUAGUGCAUAAGUACUACAUUGUAUUGGCCACACUCUUACAAUAAUAAACUGGUGAAUUAAAAAAGUAUUUGGUUCAUCAGGGUGAGAGAUUCAUGGAGAGGUAUGCACCAACGGCCAAAGAUCUUGCUUCCAGAGAUGUUGUGUCACGAUCAAUGACAAUUGAAAUCAGGGAGGGAAGGUUAGUAUUUCUUUCCAUCUUGAACAUCUAAGAAUUUCCACUAAAGGAUUUACUCAUGUUUACUUGUGUCAUGAAAAAAGAGUAAGGUAAUGUAAGAUUUCCUAUUACCCUAGAAUGUAGGUAAGGUGCCAGAAGCUGCUUGAACACUAGCCUUGAUUCCGACCAAAACUGCCACAAAAAAUUAGAAUAAUAAUGUUGUAGGUGGCCUGUCUGUAGGCUGUAAGUGUGGUAACCUGUUAUUUUCUAGACAAUGAUGUUGAUAUGUAUGUAUCUAAUUGAUUUUGCCUCCACUACUCAACCGGUACACACAAGGCAACAAUGUUCAUAUAUGGGCGCGUGGGCCAGCCAAGCCACCGUGCCGUUUAUUCAACAUAUAUGCAGAUAUGUACAAAUAUCAAGUAAUAUCUAUAAACGAAAGAACAGAAGCACCAAAGCCGGACACGAAAACCCCAAAAAACCAGCAGGUGGAAAAAACACGGGGAACAUGUACCCCCGACCAAGGCAGUGGUGCAACCCAUGGGGUUUUAGGGUAUGCUAGUGCCUAAACUAUAAACAUCAAUAAACACACGAAUAAAAUAAAAGAGAGAAAAGCAACCUAACAUGGUGAAGGCUGACCGUAGAAUGCCUCACCCUCCUAACGACCACGAAUUACAAACUCGAAUCCCAUGACUCACUGCGCACUAACACCCUCCCCAGACCUCUGAUACGUGCUGGCAAAAUAGUAAUUUAUGAUAAUACGGUGUAAUCACAAAUUACAUUUUCCCUCUAGUAUACAUGUUGUUUUGUUAUCACAAAAAGGCUUAGGUACAAUUUUCAAUGAAUAUAAUGUCUUUUUUAAAACUAUUUGUUUUAGGGGAGUUGGUCCUGAUAAGGAUCAUGUGUACCUGCAGCUCUCACAUCUGCCGGCAGAGACUCUCAAGACACGUCUUCCUGGCAUCUCUGAAACAGCCAUGAUUUUUGCUGGUGUAGAUGUAACCCGAGACCCUAUACCUGUGAUACCCACAGUGCAUUACAACAUGGGGGGUAUUCCUACAAACUACAUGGGACAGGUAUUGUAUUAAUCCUUUAAGUCCCAAAAAUCCAGAUACAAAUUCUCCAGACUGAUCUCCAUGCAUUUCCUUGAAACAUUUGGUGAGAGAAUUUGACAAAAGAUCAAAGCAUUGUUUCUUAAGUGAUCACAUUUAUAAUUUUCACAACCUCUUAUAUUGAUUAUGUAUCAGUAUCGACAUUGUUAGGAGAAAAUUGAUGUUGUGGACUCUUGAGACUUAAAUCCAUAAACUACUGUACCUUACUAGUGGUGCUCAGAUGUCAUUAGCAUAUACCACAGACAAUGCUAGACCUCUGGUUAAGUCCAUCCGUAAGGCAGUGCCAAAAUCCUGGGUCCCCAGCUGUGGAGUACGAUUUGAGGACACCUUACGGUGGCCCUUUUAAAAAAGCCCUCACCUGAAUGCUAAUCAGGUGAAAGGAAAAUUCAAAAAACCCUUCCACCACAAUCUGCAAGCGUUUUACCAAUAAUCCUCACUGGCAAUUCUUUAUCAGAUGCUAUUGCAGCAGAGCACCAGACUGCUGACUCAGGUGUUCCAAGAUGAGACAAAUUGGCAGCUUUGCCCUCCCCUCCCCCUUUCAAAUAGGACAUCCCUAUAAAAGACAUGACCUUGUUUCUGAGUAUGAGAAUUAUUUUGACCUUCUUGUAGGCACUGUCAGUCAAGGAUGGCAAAGACGAAGUAGUGCCAGGAUUGUGGGCAGCCGGGGAGUCUGCAUGCGCAUCAGUUCAUGGAGCCAACAGACUUGGAGCGAACUCUCUGCUGGACUUGGUGGUGUUUGGAAGAGCAUGUGCUAACUUCAUUACAAAGUUCCACAAGCCUUCUGAAGCACUUCCUGAUCUCCCUGCAGUAAGUACUUAAACACAUACGCAGUAUCUGAUAGCAAUUUUGAAAAAAAGAAACAAAACACUCAUAAAGGAAGAAAAGACACCCCCUCCCCCCAAUAGCUGUGCAGCUAUUCUUUGUGUCCUAGGAAUGUUCAUACGAUUCACCUAACCCUCCCCUCACUUCUUACUGAGGGAAGGGGAAGAAAAGUAGCCGAGUGCAUUGUAAGUCAAUAAUAGAGAGCUGUAGAUUCUAAGAGGACGACCACUUCAAGUACGAGAUUUUAUUAGUACUCGGUAUAGGGCACAGGCGGAGAUUAGCUUCAUUUUGGUGGGAAAAUGUGGUAGCUGUCAUCAUUCUAAUACAGGCUCAAAUGAAAUAUCGCAGUGACGGAAUCAAGUUAUGAAAUACAUGUAAAGUUAAAAGUUUAUCAUUUUGUGAUUGGGAGAGGGCCUUACUUCAAUGGAAAUAAUCGUGCUAACGUUUUUGCCGAAAAAAAGAAAAAUAAAGCUUUCGGGGGUGAAUAUUUUGUUGACAGCAUUAUGCAAAAAACUUUUAAGUUAAUAAUCUCGUCCUUGUAGUCAUAUUCAUCUUUGAAUCUGAAGGUCUGCACUAGGAUUAUAGAGAGCAUAUCAAGAGAGGAGUAUGUACUCCUCAAGUGUUACAAAAACUUAUCAAGUCAGCUUAGAUAACAUUGCAGUAGGGCAUUAAAAACUGCGCCUGUGGUGAGUGAGUCAUGAUUAUUUAUUUUUGUUUAUUUCUUUUAGAAUGCGGGUGAAGAAUCAGUGUCCAAUUUAGACAAAAUCCGUUAUGCAAAUGGUGGUACUAUGACUUCAGAGUUGAGGCUCAAUAUGCAGAAGGUAAAAAGUUAAAUACUGAUUGUUAUGCGAGUUGUUAAUGGUUUGUAUCGUGAUGUCACCAAUAGAUAGGUGUAGAGAGGUCGCCUGAACAAAGUAAGGGAGCUUUAAGGGAGUGCUGAAUGUAACCAUGACAACCCUGUGAGCGGCAACCACCAGGUGCCAUUACAUUGAGGAUCUCAGCAGAAAGUUUUGUAGAUACUUGCCAUGACUUAUCCUGAGGGAAGGACGGAUGGGAGCAAAACAGCUUAAACGAUUCUAUGUGAACUGCAAUAUGAGGAAAAUGAUUUGACCUCAGCAAAAGCGCUGUAAAAAUUCUGAGGCCCUGUAAAUGCCCAAAGACUGCCCCACAAUGGAUUAGUGGGGAGACCACUGACCAGUACUGUGGGAUGUUUAACUUUGCUAAAUUUCAUUUAGCCACAUUUGUGGUGACUCAAUAGGCCACUUCCAAGAUCCAAAAACCCUCACUGAAAAUCAGGCCAAGUCCAAAACCUUUAUUGUUAAAAUGAGUUUUCAUUGCAUGAGGAUGAAAAUCAAUUCCAUUUCAAAGGCUGAACACUUAACCUUGUUUUGAUACAGAGGCCCGGGGGAACUCGAAAAGAGCCUACUCGCCACGUAAUGCACCUUAUUUGCCCCAAUUUUGUAUAAGCAUUGUUUUCAAUUCCUCUUGGGACAGCUAUAAUACUCAGGAGAAAUGAAUAACAAAGGUUAUGCAAUCUUUUUUGGGGGGGGGGCAGAUGAUGUGCACUAGGGGAAAUGCGCAAGUGGCUUUUUCCUCCCCUGCUAAUUGCCUAUUUCUGGCAACUUGAAAUCGGAAUGAUGGCCUCGGCCUUAGAUCACUUUAUUGUUUUGUUGUUUUCAGACCAUGCAAGAGCACGCUGCUGUGUUCAGAACUGGCUCAGUGCUAAGUGAAGGUUGCAAGAAAAUUGAUGACAUCUACAAUCAAACUGAGGAUCUUAAGGUAAUCCAGUUUUACUCACUUGAUUAGCCUGGGUGGUAGGCGUCGAAAGGGGAGCGGGAGGGAAGUCAAAAGAAAAGGGGGAUUGCCUCUCUCUUAUUUUCUUUGAGCCUGCCACGUAGGCAAUCAGUUAUUGGCAAUUAUAGCCUGAGUAUCAGGUCUUCCUAAAGAGCUCUCUCCCUUUUUCGCUUCCAUCUUUCCUCUUUUCCCCCAGAAACGCCUGAUACUCAGGCUAUGGCAACUAUUGUAUACCUGUCGCUUCCACUCAGUGGGGAUACCAGGGGAAGCAGUGUCUUCUGCGCAUUACUACCCAAUAUUCAUUUUAAAGGAAUUGUUAGUCCUUUCACGGGUUAAAUUUCUUCAUUUUCUUGCAGCUGUAUGAUCGAGGCAUGGUUUGGAAUUCAGAUCUAGUGGAAGCGCUUGAACUGCAGAACCUUCUUAUCAACUGCAAGCAGACUAUGUACAGCGCUGAGGCCCGCAAGGAAAGCCGUGGUGCGCAUGCUCGUGAGGAUUUCAAGGUAUGCUUAAGUCUCCGUUUUUCAUGUCUGCCUCGUGUGAGCAAGCUCUCCGUUUAAGGGAUGUGGGGAUAAGCCACGCGCGAACGGCAGUCGGAAGGAGAUGCUUUGCCAUGGGCUCGCGUGUUUUCCCGCGGCUCGCUUUGCUCGCUACUCAAAAUGGAGAGAGUACUCAGAGGCGACAUGUCUUUCGGGUUUGCGUUUUUUUUUUUUUUCUUCUUUGCUAUUCGAUUCAAAUUGGGACCGGCACAUCAUCGCGUGUAAACCUGCCUAGAUCCGACACCAAAUCAUCCAACCUGUUUACAAAAGGUUAGCCUUGCUACAAGUCGACCUCUUAUAAUUUCUUGAAGCGAGCUUCAAUGAGGUCGCGACAAAGCGAGCGACGAAGUCGCGAGGUUGACUUGUUUCGCCUGAGUGGAUUUGAAUCAUACUGUAAAAUUAAUUCACGCGGGAAAAAACAAAUACGGGCGUCUUUCUAGAGCUUCUCAGGUUACGUCAUACUAAAACCCUCAGUCUCCUAUUGGUCACUUGUCAUAACGUCACUGGUGAAAUUUUUAAUCAGUGAAUUCGCGCAAACAGGUAUGAAAAGUCCUUUAAAAUAAAGGAAAGGUCUGAAUUAAAUAGAGGCUAAAAAACUGGUUAUCGCUUUCAGGAACGUAUUGAUGAGUAUGAUUAUUCCAAGCCACUUGAUGGUCAAACGAAGCGUCCAUUUGACCAGCACUGGAGAAAACACACAUUAGUUUGGACUGACCACAACACAGGAAAGGUAUAAUAAUAUUAAACCUUUUUUUCUUAUAUAAAGGGUGCGUUUCAUUUGGAUGAUCCGGAUCGGGAUCAGUUAUUCGAGAUUAGUCGGAUCAUAGCGCAUCAAAGGAACCGAAGAAUCCACGCUGGCAAAGGAUUCAUCUGUUCAUUUGAUGUACCGUGAUGCAAGUGAUCUAAGAUCACGGAACCUGAUCUGGAUCAUCCAAAAGGAACGCACCCAAAGAAUUUUACCUGUAUAGCAUAACACUCGUUUUCUUUUAAGCCUAUUCGUCCUUGGGAAUUAUUUCGAAAAACGCGUUUUGAAAGUAGUCGAGUCACUUUCUGGUCACGGCCUGGCUACAUAGAGCGACCAGGCCUCAUUUCUUUGGGAAAAGGUUUGUGGGAAAGCUUUUAGAAUCGUGCGAUGAGAUUGUCAUCGGAAUUUUCGGGGUAACUUCACAUGGUUUUGUGUCUGUUUCUCCGACCUCCUUGACUGAAUCGUGGUCAUUCAGGUAUGGUAUGAAAUUAAUCUCUCCUCUCCCCCCUUACACCCCCACCCCCACCUCCUGCACAAGUUACAUGAUAAAUUUGUCCUUGACCGUUAAAAACUGAUAAGGUGACAAGCGAUGCAAGGGAUAGUACGGGUGGUUACUGGCGGUUCGGGGGGAGGGGGUGCGAAUGUGUUGGGUAGCUUUCCUUUUGAUUGUGCCUCUGUCCACAUCGAACUGUUACUGAUCUAUUUGUACCCAUUUAUUUUACCCUCGCAGGUCACAUUGAACUAUCGACCGGUUAUUGACGAAACUUUGGAUCAGAAAGACUGUGCUACAGUUCCCCCUGCAGUCCGCUCAUAUUAGAUAAGAACUGAAGAAAUCCUUGAAACAUUUUCGGGAGGUUAAGCUAUUCUUCCCAUUUGAUCUUGUGCGCAAUAUUUGUAUGUAAAAUGGCACAAGACGCAGAUAACUUAACCUGGUGCAGGAAUUUUUAUACUUGCGGCCUUUUUUUCCUUCGUUGAUAUUCCUCUUGAGGAGGUAAUCAGCAUUUUUUCCCUUUUGUUCUGUUCAUGGCAAACAAAACGCUGUAACAGCAAUACAUCAUAUAUACCUCGUAUAAAUGUGGUUGAAAUUCACAAAAACGUAAGCGUUUAGUUUUUUAAUGAAGCCAUUCAUACUUUUUGGGCGAUUUGGUUCCGUAUUUUAUUCCUUUUUUUCUUGCGCGUUUCUUCUUCUCCUCUUUUUUGUUUUGUUUUUUCUUCUGUUUGUUUACUUGCUCACACAGAGGAUAGCAGUUGUUCAGAUAACGCAAAAUUCGCUGGUGUUUCUCUUUAUGUUUUUAUCCAUUAAUUUGAUAGUAUUGCGCCAAUAUCACGGUCAGAGGGUAAGAAGAAUUAACAGGACGUGUAGAUAAAACAAAAAAUAGCGUUAGUAAUGGGUUAACAGUGAAGUGAUGUUUCUGCAGUAUUAUAUAGCACUGAGCAGAAAUUGAAUAUAUCUAUGUGGUUUUGUCUGACCACUUCUUUUGCCUCGCGCCAACUUUUGGAGAAAAUUAUGUAAUAACUGGAAAACUUUCUACAUAUUAUGCAAUUUAAAGAGAUUUAAGUGAACGAGGAACCUGCAGAAAAAUCCUUGUUGUUGCUUUCGUUAUUCUUUGACCUAUAUUUUCUUUUCCUUUCUACUUUUCAAAGAAACCAACCGAUUAAAACCCACUUUUUGGGAGUAGUGAUUUAAUUCACCUUUAAAUUCAAUCAAGUAGGCGAUGCAGACAGCGUUAUAAUAAAGAGGAAGUUUAGUACUUUUUGCGGGAUUUCUGCUUAUGUUUAAUAUGUGUAAAAGAGUUAAUUUUAAAAACUCAGGGAUAAAAUAAGACUCGAUACCGAGUUAGAGUGUUCCCGUCUUUACAGGCUGGAUUCUGUCAUCAGAUGUAAGAUAAAAAAAAAUAAAGUGAUUGCAAACCAUUGUUGAAUGGUUAGUGUUGACCUGUUGUUUUCUUCGUUUUUAAAUACCAAAGAGCUGAAGCAAAGACGUUUCUGAGCGGUGCACGUCAACCGGAAAUGAGUGUACUUCUUGCAUUCUUGGGUUAUGCUUUCGCCCAAAUUAUCGGGCAAAUCGUCUAUAUAAGAGUAAAGACACUUUGCAGUACAAAUUUAGUAGCGUCAAGGCAUAUCAAAAGCGAAAAGACCUUACUUACGGUCGACGUGAGUGGCUCAAAACGCCUUUGUUAAAUUUCCUUACUGUCUAGACUACUUGUAGUCCGUCUUUUCUCUAAGGAGUCUUAAAAUCCGCCUAGUUCUCAAUCCCAGCUAGCCUCCCAUGCAGGCGUUUUUAGGGGUUCUCCUAUUUCGUUCGUAGGGGAGAGAAAUUACGAGCUCCCCUAAAAGAAUGUAGUCGCCUGGGGGCGGGGGGGUUCUGCCAUAUAUGGGCUAUAAAGGUAUGUGCCGCUGUGAAGGGUAUGGUUUUGAAGCAGUUUACUCUGGGAUAGGGUACAUAAAUCAGAGAGUUUGGGUCUAGAAUAGGAUAUCAUUUUUCAGGAAACUGAUCAGUUAGUUGAAGAUUUUAUCUAGACUAGGGAAACAGCUACUCUAGGAUAGUGGGGAUUUGGGGAGUCUACUCUAGUAUAGGGUAGCAAAAUUCAGCUGAACUAUCUCCGGUACAAGUUAAGGGUUCCAGCGGCACAUCCCCAUCCCGAAAUUCCUAAAGUACCUCCCCCGCGGUGGGUCGGUGCUAUCGCUCUUAACUGCAAUAGCCCCCAUUGCAGGCACUGUAAAUAAUGGUGUAAAUAAUACGUGGGCUGGCUGCAAUGCGGGCUAUCUUUUGUGUAUGUCUUUGGUUUAAUACCAGUGUACCACCACGCUUGAGAUACGUUGUGUGAGAUCAUAGAACAGCCACCCGCCAUUUUGAAUCAGAGCCGGUGGGCCCUGGUGAUGAGAGUGAAACUGAAAAUCUGCAGGAACAAGAUGGCGUAGACGCCAUUUCUAACAGAAACGAACAUGUCAUCGCUGUUCUGAUGUUACGAAAUUCGUUUCACGUGUUUUAUAACGUCUUUCAAAACAGAAUGUACGUUUUAUUGGCAAAAUAAUUAUGGAUACUCAAAUUGGAUCUUCAGCGGCAUCAAACAACCCAGGUUUCUUUCGUUUUAUUUCGAUUCCGCUUCGAUGACUAUUAAAUUCUUUGUUUAAUUUGUUGUGUUUCAAUUUUUUCAACAUAUUCUUUGCAUCACAUCUAUCUUUUAGCAAAUCGCGUCGGUGGAGAUUUUGCCCCUCCUAAGAGACCGAACGUUGGAUCGUUAGGAAGAGCAAUCGCCUUGAGAACAAACUUUUUUCAAGUUCGUCUUCCUAAGGGAGACAUCCAUCACUACGAUUUGUCCAUUUCACCUGAUAAAUGUCCGCGAAGAGUCAAUCGAGAUGUUGUGGAAGCUAUGGUAAGCACGUAUCAUAGAGUCUUUGGAGGACAAAGGCCUGUUUUUGAUGGCAGAAAGAAUCUUUACAGCAGCAAAGCACUUCCGAUCGGCAGGAAACCAGUAAGUGGUUACAGUUCGCGUGUCUUUGUGAUCUCACAGUGUUCACGACGCUUAAAUCUUUUUAUGAUAGAACAUGAUCGGCAAGAAUUAACGUACACUAUAUACAACGUACUCUUCACAUUGGUUGCUUUGUGUGAAACGUAUGAUCAUGAAGGCGAUGAUCAAGAAGAUCGUUUAGUAAUUUGAAAUCAACGGUUGUUCAAUCAGUCACACCGGUCGUUGUGAAAUUCAUUGACUCACCACCGACUCUCAUGCACAUUUAGCAACUGAGUAAAUGAUUUUGUUAUCAAUUUGGUAUUGAUUUUAUUAAUCAUUACUGGUGUUAAGUGCGUUUAUUUCUCGAUUUAUGUUCCAGUAUAGGAUUCGCAGGAAGUUCAGUUCACACGUCCCCUUGCUGAAUGAAGUGUUUACAAUUGUCUCUGUUUACCAUAUUCCUCUAUCCCUGUUAUUUUUAGGUUGAUUUUGUGGUGACACUUCCCACUGAGAACAGCAAGGACAAAACUUUCAAAGUAAGGAUUUUUAUAGAACUGUCAUGGCCACCUUAAGCAGACACAUGGGAAAGCAGAGAAAAAAUUGUUUGCAAAGCAAUUUUUUAUCACAGAAUACCCAGCUACUUAAAACUAUAGCACCUUGACACCAUGGUCCCAUAUUCAUUGAAUAAGAAUGUUAUGUUUUUUAAAACAACAAGCAGUUAAAUGGAAAUGGAGUGCCACCAUAUUUAGCCAGUUGAAUAAGAGAAAAUGUGAGGGUUUUCUCCAGGGAGGACGUGUGUGUCCAUUUAGGGAAGGUACGUCUUUUCUUGGAUGGGGACGGCUGGGGGAUUUUGGUCUUUUUUUCCAAAAGAAAAGUUGGCCCUCCCUUGUGUUAAAUUUAAAAACCUCCAGAUCCCCAACCCCUUUUGGUGACUGACAAAAGUUACAUGUAUGACCCUCCCCUCUCUACUACAAGUCCUGUUCCAUGCUGUAGAAAUCUCAGGGCAUUUCACUUUUGAACCAAAAUGUUUGAAUAUAUGAAUAUAUCUGGAUAUUGAAUGUGUAGACACUGAAACAAGAAAAUGCGAACAAUCAGUAUGGGAUAUUUACGUUUUAUAGCUGAAGUUUGAAUAUGGAGGUACCUAUAAUAAUAAAUCACCAAAUUAAAUCAAAGAAGGUGAAUAGAAAAAUGAAAAGCAACAGCGCAAAAAUCCUCAUUUAAAAAGUUCUGGAAAAGAUGGGUGACUCUCCCCUUAAAUAACUUACAAAGAGGUAUAGCCCUCUUCUUUUGGUGCUCACUUUCACUGAUGACCCUCACCUCUGAGGCCCCAGCCCUUCUCUCCCCUAGAAAAAAUGUACCUUCCCUUUGUGGGGUUCAACUUUAUAGCAGUAGUUCACUAUUUCCUCUUUGUAAACGAUGUGGAAUCCUAUGCCCUUUUCUCCAGCUCUAGCCAAAAAAACCUGAGCUGCAGUGAUUGAAUAACACUAUAACAUUUAGGAGAAAUUGUCUUUUGAUGAUGGAUUAUGACUUCUUCUAAAAUUCCUUUUAUACAUACAUUGUAAAGGGUUGGUCCUCUAUAGUGCAGGAUCUUAACACAUUAUCGUUUAACUCAUGUUCUGUAGGUCACAGUCAAAUGGGUUGCUCAAGUCAGUUUAUUCGCACUGGAGCAAGCCCUAGAAGGAAAACAUAAUCAGAUUCCAUUUGACACCAUUCAAGCCCUUGAUGUUGUGCUGCGACACUUGCCAUCCAUGAAGUACACAUCAAUAGGAAGAUCAUUUUACUCUCCCCCAGAUGGUUAUUACCAUCCUCUAGAGAGUGGACGGGAAGUAUGGUUUGGAUUUCAUCAAAGCGUCAGGCCAUCACAGUGGAAGAUGAUGUUAAACAUUGAUGGUUAGUAUGAUUAAUAUAACACUUGAAAUCAGUGUUCUCCCUAGGUACUUAAGGCUAGGUGGGCCACUUGGCUUAAUUCACUGGAAAAUCGUUGCUGCCUGGCUUAAAAUCCAAAACUUAAUCCCAAAGGAAGCUUAUGUUCACAUCUAGAACUACAAUCUUGGACAAAGUAAAUAAGAAAUUUAUACCCCCCUCUCCACGCUCCCUCCCCAAAUCAGGGAUGGGAAAGUGGCACGUUUUGGCUUUUGCGCGGCUUCAUCCUUGAUUAAGGGGGGAAUGGGGGUUUGCUGUUCCAGUUGUUCUAUCCAAGAUUGUAGGUACUUCGGAGACAAAAUCACUCAAUAAAGUUAAUGAAACACUUUCUAUGGUGUUUUCAUUUGUUUGUUUUCUCAUAAUUAAUUGAUUGUAAGAGUGAUUUGUUCCGUUGGAUGAAUAAACCUGUGAUGCAUUCAUUUCGUCAAACUGCUGCCAUCUUGAAAUUGUCUGAGAAACAAAAGGACCCUUCAAGGAGCUUAAAUGGAGUAAGAACUGAAAUUCCUGCUCGUACAUUUUAUGCAGUGUCACAAAUCACAGUGGAAAACUCAGUCAACCCAAGACACGUGAAACAAAAAGGAAAAGCUUGUCAAAACAAAUUGAUUUCUUUUUUUACUGUGGAAAAGAGACAGAAAAGUGAUGAAAAUCUGGUGGAAGAAGUUCAGUCACCUAAAACGAUACCAACUCUUCUGAAAUCUAUUAAUUCCAAACGCUGAAAAUCAGAAGAAGACUUUGAUUAUGAGAAAGCAGCAGCCAUUUAGGGGGCUCAGAAAAAAACAGAAGAAUAACAGUUACUUGCUAACCAAGUGGAGAACUAAAAUUAAAUUCCCAAGUCUUCAUGAAAUUUUAUUCUGGCUAUAGCUGGCUUCAUACAAACACUGUUAAAAAUCUCAGUCAGAAGACCCCCUGGACUUCCCAAAAUCCUUAGGAGAACACUGGAAAUUAAAUAGUAUUAUUAUGGUGCUAUUUUGUAUUGUCCAGUCACUUCUGCAUCCGGUUUUGGGAUUUGUCACGCAAUUCAUUGAAUAGUUUUGUGUUGGGCCUUCCUCUCUUUCUUCACCUCCCCCCUCUGCCCUCUAAACUCUUCUCCUCCUUAUAUAACCACCAAGGAAGGCCUGAUACUCCGGCUACAGUCACAAUUAAGUCAUCCUAGUCAUCCCAGUCACCAUAGUCAUCAAUCAUCCUAGUCACCAUAGUCAUCCCAGUCUUAGCCUGUUCCAGGCAUUCAGAUAGUAGAGCGCGGGAGAAAAAUUCACGAAGAAAACAAAAACAAGGAGAGACUAGAGGGAGAAGGAGGGAGAGAACUCACUCUCCCCCUCCCAGUGUACUACUUAACUCACCACUUACCGCCGCGCUCUACUAUCUGAACGUCUCGAACAGGCUAUCCCAGUCUACCUAGCCACCCUAAUCUCAUUUGGCUGUUGUAGUGAUUUAUUAUUGCUAAGAGGAAUGGAGGAAUUAAAUUAUACUAAAAAUUAUGGGUGUUUUGUUAACCUAUUAAGUAAUCGUAAGUAAUUAAAAACAAACUCGGUAUGAAUCAACUUGGGUACGAAACGACUAUGAAUCUCUCACAUUACUUAAAAUCAUACUAAAGACAAUCCUAUAUAUAUAUAUUUUUUUUGCAGUGUCAGCCACUGCAUUUUACAAAUGCCAGCCAGUAGUGGAGUUCAUGUGUGAGGUCCUUCGCAAACCACAACAAGAACUUCAGCAGGGAAAACCACUCUCAGAUUCGGAAACAGUUAAAUUAUCCAGAGAGAUUAAAGGUAAACUAAUUAACUUAAUCACUCAAUAGUGACAGUAAUAUGUGACCCUCAUAAAGAAUUUAAGGAUCAACAACAUACAAUAUGGGCAAAUUUUAUUUCUAGAACAAUGAAGGGCAUAGCGUCCUUUUGUUAACGCUUUAAUUUAAUUUGGAAUUCUUUGUUGUAGAUAAGUGCAAUCAAUAUGGAAACAUUUACUGAACCCUAAAAUACAGCACAUGGGCACCUGUAUUGGAACGUUACUCAUGCCCUUUACAUGUGUACCAACAUAAGUCAUCUUAAGUGCACUUAUUCAAAAACACAAAAGCAAAACAUGCAUGAAAAACAUUUUAAUAAGACAAUUGCAUGAUGAUGUCAUUGUACUACAACUACCAACUGUAGUACUACAAUUGUUGUUUUCCUGCAUGCAAUUAAACCUCAGCAGGAAUGGCAAAAAUAAUUUAAAGAAGAAAGCAAAUUGGACAUGAAUUCUCUGGUAGUUAAAGUCGUCAUCGUGAAAAUGGCCUACAGAGCGUUUUCACUCACGUGGCCAGCAUCUAUGCAAAUAUUAUUCAUUGGACCAAAAGAAAGCGUUUACAUAAGGAAAGAGUUCAAAUCCUACAGGGCUGGUUUGGGACACUAACACAGCUGCCGUGACCUCUGGUGAAAACGCUCCGUUGGGCCAGUAAUGUUAAUACAAUAGUGUGGUAGGCGGGCCUAAAAUACAGGUCACUUUUGCACUUGUCAGAGGACAGGUCACCAUAACACAGAUAAAUGAACAGCAUUAAAAGUGUCUUCUAGCCCUAAUCUCUGAACAAAAUGCCCUACUAAAUCGAUGGGAAUCUUUGUGGUUUGGUAAGCUUUUGAUGGAGCAGUGACCUGUACUCUUGACCUGUGGAAUGUGACCUGUACUUUAGACCCGGCGCCAAAUACUUCAGGAACUUAAACACAGUAGAUGGAACUGAAGAUUAAAGUGUGUGUGGGUGAUGAAAGCUGAAUGAAAAUGAGAUGCUGAAGAACUGCUGGAGAAUGAGUUCAAGAAGGGGUGCGAAGAUCAUGAUAUCACCACAGUUUCAAAACAACAACCGGUUCUUUUCAGAGCCACACCGGUUCUGUUAAGAACCUUUAUGUCUUAAAAAGUCAUUGACCAAACAGUGUCCUUUUUGGUACAAAUAAUUUCUAGGGGAAAUUUUGUGUUUAACUGUUUGUCGUAAAAAAGUCACGGUAUUUUGCCCAUUAACGGACUCACCCCUUGUUUAGCCUGAACAUAAUUAUUAAACCUCAGAAAGUAUACUGACCAGUUUGAAGAAAGAAAAUGUGCGCUAUAACUGGAAAACUAGUGUAACAUCGGGAGGUAAAAGUCAUCUGGUGUUUCAAAAAAUAAUGAUGAUGUGCUGGUCAUGUUUUGAGUAUUUGAGUUUUUUUAUGUAAAAUGGCCGUGUCACGGCUCUCGAGUUCAGUUGUGGCUAUAAAGCGCCCUUACUCCGUUACGAAACUCAGCGUUAAGGAAACAAAAUCAAAACUUCGCGGCAAGCAAGUUUGUCUGUCAAGCGUUAAAUCAAACGUUACAAACAACAAAAAUGAAUUUUGAAAAACUGUUAGGCUAACAAGUUUUCAAAAGCUUGACUGAUUCCAAUCCGUUUAAAUCUUCUUUAAAGUUUGUCUAUCCCUGCCUUUGUAUUUUCAGUGUUGUUUUACCUUUUUCUAAUGAUUUUCAGCGGUCAUCGUCAUGUUUCACUCAAGUUGGCGUGCAGUGCCAAUGUUUGAAUUUUGUAUGAUUAAUUUCUUGACACUGCUCCUUUAAACACAGAAGGUACAGGGUAAGGCCCUGGCUUUAAACACCGAGAGUUUCUGGAAAAAUCUAAUGUUAUAAAACUCCGCUGGAAAAGCUGCAAUUUUCUAUGUCUCCUGUCCUAUGUUUUGCCUUGCCUGCAGGUUUGAAAGUAGAGAUUACGCACUGUGGAACUAUGAGGAGAAAAUACCGCGUAAUUAAUGUCACAAAACAGCCCGCUCAUUCUCUGAAGUUUCCUCUCAAACAAAUGGAAACAGGGCAACAACGUGAGAUUACCGUGGCGAGGUACUUUCAAGAGAAACACUCGAGACAACUGCAGUAAGUGUUUUUUCUUCUGUCUUCGCAUCGUUCUUACUUGUAAUAUCUUCUCUAAAAUAACUGCGAGACCGCACUGAUCACGAAGGGAGAGCAAAAACUGAGACUUCUUUAUUGCGUUCCCAACAAAUUUAAGUUUUUUUAGAGACAGCUGUUGUAAAGGGAGUAACAACUUCGACGGCUGUAGCAACCUUUUUGUUUGUUCAUUUGGCUAUAGGAUUAUAUAGAGGAGGUUUCUAAUUCUGAAUAUUCAAUCCGAAUGCUCUACAUUGAGCAAGCCAUGUUUACUUUCGUAAAAACCUAAGUCUAUCAAGAACAACAGCAACAACAACUGAAAAGUUUAAUCGAAGUGCACUUUGAAAAAAAAGGGAUAAUUUAAAGGGAUUAAAUGAAUUACUGUAAAGAUAGAAUUAUUCUUUCUAAAUGAUGUUUAUUCUUCAAUAAAUAUCACACUCAGUGGUUUUGAAAUCGAAUCCAGAAUUUCCGGAAUUUCCAGUUUUCCCAUGUAAAUGAUAAGUAUCCCAGCAAAUCCACUCGGUCACGCUGCCUCACAGUAAAGUUAAAUAAUCUCAUACAUUUACAGGUACCCGCAUCUGCCGUGUCUUCAAGUUGGACAAGAACAAAAACACACCUACCUCCCCAUGGAAGUUUGUAACCUUGUGGCUGGUCAGCGGUGCAUAAAGAGACUAUCUGAUCAGCAGACAGCGAGAAUGAUCCGAGCUACAGCGAGGAAAGCCCCGGAUAGAGAGCAAGAGAUUGUGAACUUGGUGAGCAGUUGAUUUAAAAGAAUUGUGAAUGAAAUUUCUCAAAAUUCAUUCUGUAGAAACCGCAGCUAUAUAUUGAGUGAACAUUUUAACAACUGCUCGAAACAUAAAUGUUGAGAAGGUAUAGAUAACUCGGAAGAAAGGGCGCACGGAUGGACAAACUAGAAGAGGAUUGAAACGUACUGCAAUUGACAUUUUUAAAGACUUGUUGGCCUAACAGUUUUCUAAAGUGCAUUUUUGUCGUUUGCAACGUUUGAUAAGCUGUGAGUUUGUCAUUCGCAAGUUAUUUCAAAAGUUCCAAAGCGAAUAAGGAUGUGCAAUUGGCAUUAUUAUAAACGAAAUGAACAAGACAAGCGUGACACAGUCCCUUUAAGUUCACAAAAGUUGUUCAGAAGAUGAAUAGUGCUAUCCACUGCCGGGAUAAAUCUCCCUUCUAUGCAGUUGAUAUAAAGGCAAAGGCGAUUGCUUUCCGUACCUCCUAUCCCGUGUAGAAUAAAGAGAUUUUAAGUCAAGUUUACGAUAAACGGCAAAUUCAGCUUUAAGAGAGACUAAAUAAAAAUUUUAUUCAUGUGAAUGCACUACUUAAGAGGUUUCAUUUGAAUGGUCACAACUUAGACUUUUGUCCACAGUAAUAUCCUAACAUGUGUUUGUGCAAAAGAAUGUGUUUUUCGGCAAUUAUAAUGCUUAAAAUACCUCUUGGUCCAGCCAAGUCCCCAGGUGUUCUCGGCUCAAUCAAUCCUGAACUCUUCCGCGAGCUGUGACGUCACCGACCCUUUCUUAGACUUCGCGCGGACAACGGGGCAAGAGAGACACUUAGAGACUAGGCUACCCUUGAUCUAUAUGUUUAAACUUUGUUUUAUUCGUCCGGUUGGUGUCUAGGUCAGAAGAGCUGACUUCAGCAAUGAUCCUUAUGCCAGCGACUUCGGAAUUUCAAUUAGUGACAAAAUGGUUGAACUUCAAGGACGAGUUUUAGAUGCUCCAAAACUGCAAUAUGGUGGAAGAGUAAGUACUUGUAGUUUUAAUAAUCACAAUCCAAGGGUGUAUUUUUGCAUCGCUUCCAGUUCUUUUUACAGUCUUUACACUGGGCAGGACUCGUAUAUUCUUAAGGAUAAACCUUUGUUCACACAUGUGCUAUCCUUUACGCCGGAUUUUUGAUAAGCCAGAAAAAACAGCCAACAUUUAGCGACACCACCAACGGUUUCUCCGCGGAAUGAUGUCGGAGGAACGAGCGCAGAAAUUCCAUACUUAUAACGCGUCACUACCCUGAUGUGAGUUGAGCUUCUGAUUGGUGGUAAAGACACCAAGACCGUUUCCUUUUGGUACAAAAUCGGCGAAGGGCCAUGUUGCACCGCUUUAGAGAAGGAUUCCGUGUGAACAGACCCUGUCACUUCCCCGUUUGGCUCCGCUGUAGAGGAAAAAGUCAAAAAACGGGGCCAAAUAGGAAAAAUAUCGACGAGGGAAGCGAGCCCAGCGGUGGCGUGGGGAGGGGAAAGGAUUGCGGAACCUGUUUCCAGACUACCUCUCGGCUCGCUUCGCUUGCCGAUUUCUUUUUCGCCCACACCACGCCAAUGCGGAGCCUGGUCCGGUGCUAGGGUUCUGUUGAGUAUUACUUUCUUAGCAAAGUUAAGUAUUAACUUGCUUUCCUUUUAUUUUCUUUAGGACAGGCCAAAGGUAUCUCCUGUAAAAGGUAAGAGGGAUCAAUCAUGAGAUGUUUGUCGUAAGAGCGUGUGUACAAUACGAAUUAAUUGAAGCGCUGUUUUUGUAGGUUUUCUCCCCUGUUCCGAUCUGGAAAUUGUCUCCCACUUUGUUGGAGGGGGAGGGGGGAGGGGGUUGGGCACAGGUUGUUGGAACUUUCAAAUGUCACUCCUCUAAAGUACAAUGUUAGUUUAGUUACAUGUAGGAUUUUAGGUUUUUAUUGUCCAAAAGCUGCUUUCUAGACAUUGAAGUGCUUUCAAAACUGCAUUUUGAAACAGUAUGGUUUUGACAUUUUGCACCGCGACACUACUCGUAGGUCACCGUCGACAGGGUCUUUGCUUGAAAAUUGUGCUGACCGUUAGUUUUUAUUUCAACUCCCAGGUACAUGGGAUAUGCGAGGAAAACAGCUCUUUCAUGGCAUUGAGAUAAAAAAUUGGGCGAUCGUCUGCUUUGCGAAUCCUCAAGACUGUAACGAAAGAGCUCUGCGGCACUUCUCCAAUCAGCUGAUGAAGAUUUCUGGCGAAACUGGAAUGCCGAUCAGAUCGGGGCCUUGCUUUUGUAGAUACGCCAGGAGAGCUGACGAGGUAAGCAAUUAGAUUCCGCUGUUUUUGUUUGUCUGUCUGUCUGUUUGUUUGUUUGUUUCUUUCCCGUCGUUUGUUAUUACAUGUGUGUGUUGAUUAUUACAGGGUUUGCAAAUUUUAUUGAUGAGUGGAGUCGGUGUGACUUCUGCUUUACAAAUUUUGGAGUCAUUUUGUAAUAUUUGGAGUCAGGUAUCACAACGAAAAAAGCCAUUUUCAGACUUUCCGGCACGUGGUCCUGGCAUGUAUACACUAUCGUGAGGGAUACACGAACUAGCUGUGAUGGUCCGCUGACCUGGAAAGCUCAAAUCCAUGAUGGCGGUCAUCGAGGAAACUUUGAUCGUAAUUUACCCUCUUCCUGUUUUGUCGUGCAGUAUAAUUCUUUAAUUUCGAUGAUUUAAUUAAGGUUUACAACGUUCACAAUUAACGUAAAUUGUAUUUGUUGCGAAAAAGGUAAGGACAAAACCGUGUUUGUUACCGAAAAUUUCUGGAGUCAAAGUGGCUCCCUGUUUGUUACCGAAAAUUUCUGAAGUGACUCCCUCCGUAACCUCAGUGGAGUCAUCUGAACAAUUUUGGCGUAAAUUACGCCAAAUUUGGCGUAUUUGCGAACCCUGUUAUUAGUUAACAAAGUGUAAAUCCGAAACAGGCUAAAGUCAAAUGAAACCACACGUUGUCGUUUUUCUUUUCGAUGUUUUUUGUUUCUUUGUCUAGGUUCUGUUUGAUUCCUUCUCCGACAGUCUCGUUUACUCGGUGAUCUUAACUUCAUUCAAUUGUGCUGUUCUCUUAUUUUGCAUAGGUUGAGCCUAUGUUCCAACGUUUAAUUUCAUCGUUCAGUAAUCUGCAGCUUAUCAUUCUUGUUUUGCCUGGUAAAACACCUGUUUACGGUAAGUUAUGAUCAGUCUUGCAAAAAUACGCAUUGUUUCUUUAAAAUUAAAGAAGACAUUCCAGUGCGCGGUAUAACACCCCGGCAACAUUCCUCUGUUUUUGAUCAACCAGGAAAUCUUAGGUUUUGCACAAAACCAAUUCUGGCCCAUGACGAAACUUAAGUUCUAAGAGCCUGUUCAGCCCGGCUAGCACGACUGGCCCGCUCCAAGGGCCUAGCUCGGCUCAUAACUUGCGUCCUUAUAAAAUUGUCCUCGUGUUUAUCUGAGAAGGGGGCUGGCCUGGCUUGUCGUGAUCCUGGCUGUUUGAGCCAAUAUCUCGACAUAGCCCUCCUCCUCACAUAAACGCAACGAGAAACAUUAAGAGGACGCAAGGCAUGAGCCGAGCCAGCCCAGUUAAACAGUGAAGUCGCGUUGCCUCGCUAAAUCUGCCUACCGUGUCUCGGUGUAACAUGUUAUGACAUUUAAAUUGCGAAUGCCUUAAUAUCGUCCCCAUUCUUUUCCUUUUUUAUCCUUCUCACAGCGGAAGUAAAGCGAGUAGGUGAUACAGCACUGGGUAUUGCAACACAGUGUGUACAAGCCAAGAAUGUGACAAAAUGUCAACCUCCUACUCUCUCUAACCUGUGUCUUAAAAUAAACGCAAAACUCGGUGGAAUAAACAACAUUCUGGCUCCGGAUGUACGGUAUGGUUUUUUGAAUGAAUAAUAAUAAUAAUGCAUUUAUGUAGCGUCUUUUCCCAGUGGUACAAAAACGCUUAAUAGAUAAAGUAAUUAAUUAGUAUAGGUAAUAGCAUGAUUUGUAGUGAUAUUUGGCAUAAAUACCACGAGUAAUAUUUCAAAAUUGUUAUACGUAAUUUCACGAGCCGUUAGGCGAGUGAAAUUGUAGACAAUUUUGAAAUAUCACGAGUGGUACUUAUGCCAAAUAUCACGUACAAAUCAUGCUAUUAAUAAUAUUGUUUAUACUACUACCCUUAGAAGGUUUGUAAUUUUCACAUGUAGGUAUUUCAAAUUAAGCUGAAAUACCACUGCUCUAAACCAAUCAAAUUGCAGAAAUUUCUCAUGUAGUAGUAUAAAUUAAUUAAUUGAUUGAUUAACAAACAUUAACAAACAUUAGCCUGAGAAAACAGCCGUCAUUUCGCGACGCCAUCUUUGGCUUCCCCGCGAAAUGACGUCUGAGGAAAGAGCGCAGAAAUUCCAUUUUGAUGACGUGUCAUUGCCUAGGUCUUGAUAGUGCCUCUGAUUAGUUGAGGCAAAUUUCUCUCCAUGGCGCGGCCAAUCAGAAGCCUUACCCAUAUCUGAGUAGUUACACGUCAUCAGUAUGGGAUUUCUGCACUCGUUCCUUAAAAUGUCAUUUCGCGGGGAAAUCAGUGGCGGCAUCGAUAAAUUUCGAGCUAAUUUCGGUUGCUUUCUAAGGCUAGAGAAAUUUAUAAAUAGAAAAAAGGUGGAGUGGAGACACAUCCACUGUCCGGUUCUUCGUCUAGAAUUUCGGAUUGAAUUGGAAUUUGUUACAGUACCGUUUAAAAGUAACUUGAUACUCCAUUCCCGAUCCUCGCAUGAAUAAAGAAUGGAGUCGAGAAUCGAAACUCUAUUAUUCAUUCCAAACCGGAAUGCCCUUUGUUAAGUUUUGUGAUUUUUGCAGAGCUUAUAAAUAAUUUAUUGAUUUCGUUUUAACAGACUUCCGUUGUUUCGCGAGCCUGUGAUUUUCCUUGGAGCAGAUGUAACUCACCCAGCCGCUGGCGACGAGAAGCGACCAUCCAUCGCUGCUGUAAGAGGAAUUUUGCUUUUCUUAAAAUGUAAAUGAAAAAUAAAGCGUAAAUGAUUUAAACUGAGGUAGCUUUUUUGACGUCUUAGGUUGUUGGUAGCAUGGAUGCUCAUCCCAGUCGCUAUUAUGCUUCAGUGCGCGUACAAACACACCGACAGGUAUGUAUGCAGUAAGUAAAGAACUUCAAAACUAUAGGCUGUAUUGUAGGACAGUUACACACGUGUCCCUCAGUCGUCUUAGAAUGACAGGUUAACCCUUACAAUAUUCAAACACAACCAGGGUUUAAUAAAAUGAUUGCCAAAGGGGAAAUGCCUUGAUCUUUUAAGAACUUCUCUCAGUUAAUUUAAGUAAUGUAAUGAGAUCAGUCUGGAGAAUUUCUAUGUGAAUAUUUGGGCUCAAAGAGUUUGGCGUAAAACUGAUACAGUCGACUCCCGAUAAGUCGAACCUUCAAGGGAAAUCGAAAAAAGGUUCGAGUUAUCGGGAGGACGAAGAAAAUAGCCGAGAAUAAGGUAAAAAACAGUUUUUACUGCACAGUGAACAUUUUAAUCACAUUUGAUUGUAGAAAUGUCACGUGAAAAUUAAAAGAUACUUCUAAAUUAUAAAUCAGAACGUAUAACGUAACAAAACAUAGCCUAAAUAGAGUAUGCGUUUUACUGUUUUGGAAAGAAAAGCUGCUUCACGUUAGCCUGUGACAAUCAACAUUAGCCUCCACUAGUAAACUACACUCCUACAACACGUCAAGAGGAAAUCCAAAAUUCUAUGUUUCGGACGCCCGUAGACGGCUUUUUUUCCCGACUUUUUAAGGGCUACAAAACAUGGUUCGAGUUAUCAAGGGCAAAAUUUUAUAGAAAAUGACCUAAGGGGAAACGAAAAUUGGUUCGAGUUAGCGGGAGUUCGAGUUAUCGAGGGUUCGAGUUACCGAGGGUGAAAUUACAGUGAAUGUAUGACGGAAAUCAAGGGGAAAUCGAUUUUGGUUCGAGUUAGCACGAGGUUCGAGUCAGCGAGGGUUGGAGUUAUCGGGAGUCGACUGUAUAUGAUAGGGAGCAGACUGUAAGAUGGGAUUUCUUUAAAGUAUUGUUGGUUUUUCACAACCUAUUGAAAUCUUCCCCGAAAAUAGGAAAGUGAACGGAAAGCUGCGUAGUCUGGUACUGUCGUUUUCUUAAACUUGGACUUUGCUGCCUUUAUCUAGUUGGGGGUUCUUUUCUUUCCACGUUCUGAUUUCUUUGUAUUUUCUUAAUUCCAGGAAAUCAUUGCAGAACUGGCAGCUAUGGUUCGCGAACUACUGAUUCAGUUUUAUCGUUCAACAAAGCACAAGCCGAUGAGGAUUAUUUUCUACCGAGACGGAGUCAGUGAAGGACAGUUUAGACAGGUGAGUCCGUUCGACUCUUAAUAAAUUCCCCUUUGACAAGUAACUAGACACACUCGUAUAUUUAUGGAAAUAGCUGCGAAAAUAUGUUUUGAAAAGGUUUCAAGCCAUUAACCGUUGCCUGUGAAAGAUGUGAGCCUAAUAAUCCCGGCUCUAAUAAGCCUUAUUUUCCUUUUCUGUCGUUGUCUUCCCUGGGUGCCAGAAAUUUCCUGCGCGGUUUCCGGAUUCGGUCAAGUCUUUUUUCGCGGCUUCCGCCUUUGGCCGAACGUCUGAAGCAUCCCGACGCACGCGACAGCACCAAAGCUAGCAGAAACCUUAUUUAAGUAAAAGUACUAAAAAAAAUAUGGUUGCUUACCAAAAGUCAGAACUGGUUAGCCGGACUCGUCAUUUGAAAUAGAUCUUUCUCGAGAGUUUUCGCUAUAAACCUACCACCGCGAAGCAGUGUUAUUUCAAGGAGUUAACGGAUGUGUCUGGACAAAUCAAUAGUAGAAAAUUAAUAAAUUAAGUUAAUAGCAAAACUCUCUGUACAAAGAAACUGAAUCGGAUCAUGAAAAAUCCGGAAGUUCUGGUCAGAAAAGCAAAUGGUUCGCGACAUUCCGUUUUGGGGGGCCUCGAAAAACAUGGGCUGUGAUUUGAGACGAUGCAAUUCUUUUACCCUUUUUAAUCUGUUCGAUAUACAUUGUAGUAGGUCUCUCUCCCACCACGUCAAAUUUUAUAGUUUAUGUUUAUGCACAAGAUUUCCACCAGGGUGGUUUGUGUAAAUAGUAAACAUCCAAGGUCUCUUUUCUUAAACAGGGUAGCAAAAUUAUCUUUUAUUGUCAGUCUUAAACGGGAUCCAGAAUUGAAGGCCAGCGGCGGCAGACCUCUACCUAAACUUAGGGGUAGGUGCCUUCUACUAGGUCACAAUGAUCAUUUCUUUACUGGCGCGUUUUUUCACCAGGUCCUAAGUCAUGAACUGAAAGCAAUCCGUGAAGCUUGUAUCAAACUGGAGGUCGGGUACCAGCCUGGGAUCACAUUUAUUGUAGUGCAAAAGCGACAUCAUACAAGGUUGUUUUGUCAGGAUGGGCAAGACAAGGUAGGAGGGUGUCAAACAAAUGAACUCAGGUCUGAAAAAAAGGACAAACGGAAAACAGAAGCAUCUAUUGUCCACGUAUCUUUUACUAUUUUUCAAAGCUGCCUUAACACAGGAUUAAACAACACAAUUAUUUUGCGCAUGAGGUGUUGAUGUUGCAUCUUCGUCACAAAUCAUGCUAUGAACAUCAAACCUACAUUUUAAACGGUCAUAUCGUAUUUCCUCGAUUAAGCGCCUUAUUUACAAUUUCGGCUAAAAGGAUGGGUGCCUAUUGGAAGGAGGGAACUUAUUCGAGGGGGGCGCUUAUUAAGUUCACCUGUUGGUAAUCAUCAAGCGUACCUUAGUUCCACGCGGUUUACACACAGAGAUAUAAAUAAAGUGACAAUAGAAACAGGUUUUCCUUGUACCCUACCAUGAAAAAACGUAUGGGGGAGGGAAGGAGGCGCUUAUUUGAUAUUUUGGACAAUGGGGUGGGCGCUGAUUAGAGCGUGGGCGCUUAUUCGAGGAAAUGUGUUAUAUUAUAAAUAGUUCAGACGCACGAGAUCGUCACGUGCAACGUUGUCCGUUAUUUGAUUUGUAUAAUUUUUGGCAAACAAAACAAUAAACAAUAAACAAUAAAGCGUUUUGUUCGGCUUGUACGUGUCACUCUUUCUUUGAGGUUGAUUGAUUUGAAGUCUCCGCGUUUUCUUGUUUUUCAUUCUUCAGUGUGGUGCAAGUGGCAACGUUCCUCCUGGAACCACCGUUGACACCGGCAUAACACACCCAACCGAGUUUGAUUUCUACCUCUGCAGCCACGCGGGUAUCCAGGUAAGAUAGUACUUUGCAAACUAGUGGGGUAGAUUUAUUUUCAAUAAGUCUCUUUGUCACGCUAUUUGCUGUUUUUUUAAAACAGCUUAAACGUUUUCCGCAUCAAUUGAAUUCCAAAAAUAAUGUUCCAGUUUUGUUCCUGUUUCCUGUCUUUUGUUGCAAGGGAUGGUAAGGAUGCACAUGGAUUGAAAGUUGGUUUCUGGGAAACUGCCCUCCUACCCCUUCCCUAAGUUAACAUGAACACUUACUUCUCACUUAGGGCAAAAUGUUGGCUUAGGGGAGGGGUAGUUGGGCAGUUUCUCAGAAACCUAAACUGAUCCAAAAACGUAUUAUGGUUAGUUCUCCCUGAUUCUAUUUAUUUGAAAUCUUUUACAUAACUCUACAGCAGCCUUGUAUUUAUGGUUAGAGGCACUAACUAAUGCCUUUAGCACGGAAUUUAGCUCAGAAGGUUUUGGGGGUGUUCCGGGGUCCCGGGUUUUAGAACAUGGCGAUCAUUGAUGUCGUCACUUGUUUCCAUCCGCCAAACUGACAUUUUCCUCUCAGUGGCUCUCACAAGACAUUUCACUUUUCUUACAUGAAAUUUCUCUGUCUCUUGAAAUUUCUGUUCAUAAAAGUCUAAGUCUCUUCAAUUUUUAAGGAAAAAAAAUUCAGGAUGGCACGAGUAGUAUUCAGUCUCGGAGCAUCGGCUCUGCAGUGCGUCACUUUAACUCCGACACCACCGAGGAUUUACUGACAAUGAAAUGUUUGAUUUGAACAUAUAUAACAACAACCCUAACCCUUACUUUGUGUGCGAAUCAUUAAUCUGUCAAUGUCAAUUUGACGGAUGGAAAUAAGUGUUCUAUAGAUGCUAACAGUCCGUACACCGUGAUCUUAUUAGGGAACCAGUAGGCCAUCUCACUACCAUGUGCUGUGGGACGACAACAACUUCAAAGCCGACGAGAUUCAAUCCCUGACCUACCAACUGUGUCACACCUAUGUGAGGUGCACGCGCGCUGUGUCGAUACCGGCACCAGCGUAUUAUGCGCAUCUGGUGGCGUUCAGAGCAAGGUUCCACCUGACAGAAAGGGAACGAGAAAGGUAAGGGACUGGGCGCAAGUUUGGUGAAAAGAUUGCUCCCGUACUUUAUGCAUCGCUGUCUUCGAGGAGAUGAACGAAUCAACGUAACAACAAAUCUAAUUCAUUUCAUCUUCACCUUCCCCGGGUACAGUAAAAACCCACGAGCAAGAACCUACAUUUUGCAGGGUUAGCCUAAACAGGUUCUUACAUAAAUGGUGGUUAACAUAAAUUUAGGCUAUCUAGGUUCUUAACAGGUUCUUAAUUUCUUGCAAAAAAUUAUGUCGUUGCUAAGAAGAUUUUAGUGAUCAGCACCCUUAAAUUUGCAUACCUAAUUUAAUAUGACCAUAAUAGAGAUCUAUUCUCACAUGAAUUUUAAUUUCUUGAGUCAAAACAACUUUAUAUACAUGAUUGUGCUGUAAAACACAAUAUUAUAAACAUUUUCUCAAUGACCUCAAUCAAACAACAUUUAUAUAAGAACCUUUCUCCAAAUUUUAGGCUAAAGAGGUUUUUAUAUAGAAAGGGUCUAAAUUGCAAAUUUUAGCCUAACAGGUUCUUAAAUCUUACGUUCUUACUUGUGGGUUUUUACUGUACAUUACGUACUAUUUUCAAGACAGCUCCCAACUGGCUUGGUACAAUCAGGGACAAAGUUGACACAUUUGCCUAAAAUGGGCGCUUUUAUCAAUGAUUUCAUUCUGUUACUUUUUCAUUCUAUUUAAACGCCGUUAAUCCCCCUCACCCCCGAUUCAGUGUUGUUUGUAGGAAAAGAAAGACUUGAGGGUCUAAAAUACAACGUUAGUUUUGGGGGGAGGGGGUGGUGAUACACUGAGGGAGGGGAAAGGUAUGUCCACUGUUCAAAAAGGGGCCAUUUUAUAGAAGUGUCUCAACAUUUAUGUCCCUCAUUGUACCUCAAUCUGUGAGAGCGCUACAUCGCGGUAUCGCAGAGGUCAGGGUUUAGUUUUUUCAGGCUUUCUUUUGGCAACUGCAUAAGGUGCGUUGUUAACUGCGAUAAUCUUCUUUGCAUUUAUUUCUUCAUUCCGCGCUUCUAAUGUAUGAAAUUCGUAUAGUCAUCAUUUAAUUUGAUAUCAGCAAUAUACCUGCAAUAUCAGCAUGCUCGCCUUAUAUUAUUAAUUAUUAUCAAGCUGAAAAGAAUCAAGUGAAGUCUGAAAAUCGAACCGUACAGCACAGCUACGGUUUAUUGAGUUAUUUUAUGUAUAUAUUUUUGAAACUUAAAUUUACAAGGGAUGUAAACGCCUAUAGUGUAUUUCCCCUUGUAGCAAUUCUGCAGUGAUCAAAAUUUUUCGUUGUUGUUGCUUGGGCUGUCCUGUCUACGAAAAGUGGGUUGCCUCUUUGCACUUAUUCGGAGAGACCCCUUGUAACUCGUUUUUCUCUUCCUGUCGUAGUCCUGACAACGGCUCAAGCUCUAGCGGUGGUCAUGGUGAUAGCAGAAGCCCACAGAUUUUGGCAAAAGCGGUUCAAGUUCAUCCAGAUAUUCUUAAAGGCAUGUACUUUGCUUGAGGACACAUUCUCCUCAAUACAGAAAGAUAGUCUCGUAUAUCAAGGCAUCAAAUUAAUAAAGGUCUGUUAAACUGACCGUAAUCCACAAAAGAAAUCUAUCGUUUUAUAUGUGGAAUGAUAUGUGUUUUAUUUAAUGAGUUUUUAAUAUAGCGAAGUUUUAUCUCAAACUGAUACAAAGUAUCGUAUCAAUAUAAUGUACUAUGGACUUUAACAUCUCAGAUGUGCUUUUAACGAAGAGAAUUUAAAUCAUAUGGACUUGAAAACUAGUAAAAUAUAAGUCAAUAUUUUAUUUUAGUAAAUAAGAUACUCGAGGGCGCCUGUGAGGGCGAGAUUUGACGUCAUUUUCCCGUCAUUUUACUUUUCCAUUGGAAAAGUUAGCAUGGUUAUUUUUUAGCUUUUUUUAUUGAUGGCUGAAUUUAAGCCCUCUCCCGAGCACAGAAUCUGACGUCAUGACGGCUGUCGCGUUUUCUCCGCCAAAAUGAUGCUCGUUCACGCGUGCUCGCUACUUUGUAUUGAGAAAACCUCAGAAUCUUAAGGUAGCUAUUAUAACUAGUAUUUAACCAGAUGCAUAUUAAUUCACUAUCGUACGCAAAACACUAUGCUCGCAUUCUUUGGGUAGAGUGAAAGUUGCUCAGAGAGACUACUUGUUGAGCCUUCAGGUGGCAUAUCGUCAAAAUAUUUGCUGGUGAAACGGUUUACGUUGCAUAAGCCUCGACUUUAUGUUAGUCCCAGUUCACCGCUGAGAAUACGAAAACUCGAGCGAAC
Porites lobata is the source of this 31490-nucleotide messenger RNA. The record is from the annotation of a GenBank genome assembly. Lineage: Eukaryota; Metazoa; Cnidaria; Anthozoa; Scleractinia; Poritidae.